AUGGUGGCUGACCCUAGUGUUGGCGACGCUAAGUACAAGCCUCUGACAUCCGAUCUAAAGAAGCUCGUCAAAGAUAUCCUAAUGAAGGAAGUACGAGAGAUCUGCAGUGAGCUACUCAAGGAUCCUGAAAUGGUGGCCCGGGCUACCUUUGUGGAAUACCACGACGACGACCCCACGGUCAGUGACUUCGAGAAAUUGAGAAGGAAGAAACAAAGGAACGAAGAACAAGUUCCAGUCCAGGCAGCUCUUGGGGAUCGAGUGGAGCGAGAGGUAGAGGCAUGGUUCUCGCAAGACUUUCAUCUCACUACUGCUCUCAAACUACAGAAGUCUCGUCCCGUCCCCCAGGAUGUUCUUGAUCGGCUCGGAACAAACAAGAUCUGUUGGCUUGAAAAUGUGGAGAAGAUCGUCCAACACUUUGAUAUCAUGGACUGGUGGGAGCGGGAAGGGAAGAUUACCUAUCCCUUGAUUUAUGCCGUGGCCUGUUGCAUCCUUGCCCUUCCCGACAGCAAUGGAUUCCAAGAACGAACCUUUAGUGCGGCGACUUGGAUGGACGGAAUCCUCAAUGCUCUGCAAGGUGACGUCACCUUCCAAAUGAAGGUUCUCGUCUACAAGAAUGCCGAGUUCUUGCGGAAGUACCGCCAGUACUUGAAGGAGGGCUAUCUGGAUAAGGCAAAGGAAAAGAUCAAAAUGCUAUUGAGCAACACUACUGCGGAUAUGAAGUCAGAUGAGAUUACGAGUGACAUGGAAGAUAUGCUUGAGGACCUGGGUUUGUUGGAUGGUGACGAUUAGGCAUGGCGUGGCAUUGCGUGGCAAUACGAUGGAAGUCUCACACCUUUCACUCGUCAAGGGUAUCUAUCUCUGUUACUAGCAA
Seminavis robusta is the source of this 871-nucleotide messenger RNA. The record is from the annotation of a GenBank genome assembly. Lineage: Eukaryota; Bacillariophyta; Bacillariophyceae; Naviculales; Naviculaceae.